Messenger RNA from Drosophila serrata, 608 nucleotides. Its product is annotated as trafficking protein particle complex subunit 2-like protein. Gene Ontology annotation, biological process: endoplasmic reticulum to Golgi vesicle-mediated transport. The record is from RefSeq and is a predicted model, not a curated record. Lineage: Eukaryota; Metazoa; Arthropoda; Insecta; Diptera; Drosophilidae.
AACAAGCAGCCCUUCUCUAAUGAAAAAAGUAAACAAAUAGUUUAGUAAAUUUGUAUUUUACUGAGAAUUUAGUAAAUUAAGCUGUUUUAAAACAACUUAAGUAGAAUUACGGAGAACAGACUAACCCAUAAUAUUCCCAACAUGGCAUUCUGCAUUGCAGUCAUUGGCAAGGAUAACGCCCCGUUGUACUUGACCACAUCCGAUAUGGAACAGGAGCUAGAGCUACAGUACCAUGUCCAUGCCGCCCUGGACGUCGUGGAGGAAAAGUGUUUAAUUGGCAAGGGAGCAACCGAGUCGAAGGAACUCUACCUGGGGUUGCUAUAUUCCACGGAGAAUCACAAAAUCUACGGUUUCGUGACCAACUCGCGAGUGAAGUUCAUUGUGGUCAUCGACUCCAGCAACGUCGCGUUGCGGGAAAACGAGGUGCGAGCGAUCUUUCGCAAUCUUCAUAUUCUUUACACAGACGCCGUCUGCAAUCCCUUCUACAUUCCCGGCGAGUCGCUGACUUCCAAGAAAUUCGAUCGCGCUGUACAGAAGCUGAUGAGCGGCAAUGCCUAGACUGUAGAUUAAGGCGGAGUUAACAAUAAAGCUGAAUUAUUUAUCGGACA